Messenger RNA from Penicillium malachiteum, 681 nucleotides. RefSeq lists its product as uncharacterized. Lineage: Eukaryota; Fungi; Ascomycota; Eurotiomycetes; Eurotiales; Aspergillaceae. The record is from RefSeq and is a predicted model, not a curated record. Bases 1 to 681 code for a protein of 226 amino acids. The transcript has a single exon.
AUGCAAGUUGUUGUAAAUUUGCGCCGUCUCUCGCAGUAUACCUCAAAUUACGGUCGUGCUCGAGCCGUCCAAAUGGAAUGGAUCUCUCGUGAUUCUUGUUGGUUGCUGGCCCGAAUGCCACCAGGGUCUCCUUCCCAACACCCCCUGUCAUCCCAUCACGUGACAUAUGGCUACGCCCCGAUACUGCUGAAGAGAAGUCGAUUUGAGCUUCCAAAAAUCUAUGCCCAUUUUAUUGGCGAAUCGAAAAAUUCAGAGAAUUCUGUACUUGGUGAUAUCAAUUUCACCCAGAAAUUCAGUCUGAUGGGAGUGGGAAUCUAUGAAGAGACAGUCAUGACAUGUAGGGCUACCCGUCGAACUGCCAUGGCAGAACAAAGAAGGGGUCUUGCGUACUGGCGCUGGACAUCUAGCUCGGUUGCUUGUCAUCCAAGUACAACAGUGGGAGUUGCGCCACGGUGGUGUGGUGUGAGAUGCAAGCUCGGUGUCUCCCUACGUUGCAUCGUCCUGUCGAGUCCCUGUGACAUCUGCGCCGUCGCGUACAUUCCUGCAUGGCUGCAUGAAAGUCAUGUUUGCGACUCCAGGCUCUCCCCAGCGCGCUUGUUUGCUCUCUUUCCAAACACAGCAGGCUCUGCUGACUUUGAUCUAAAGAAUGCCAUCGUGCUGAUCGCGGGUGAUGCGUCAUGA